This is a messenger RNA of Penicillium crustosum, 4500 nucleotides long. RefSeq names its product CDR ABC transporter. Gene Ontology annotation, biological process: transmembrane transport. Gene Ontology annotation, molecular function: ATP binding; ABC-type transporter activity; ATP hydrolysis activity. The record is from RefSeq and is a predicted model, not a curated record. Lineage: Eukaryota; Fungi; Ascomycota; Eurotiomycetes; Eurotiales; Aspergillaceae. The coding region runs from base 1 to 4500 and encodes 1499 amino acids. Gene Ontology annotation, cellular component: membrane. The transcript has 10 exons.
AUGACAGAAGGCAUUGAUCCAACAAAAUAUCCCGAUCUCAUGCAUCCUUGGACUUCAACCCCCAACUUGGAAGGAACUGCGCUAGAAAGCGAGGCGUACGAUGCCGACCGAACAAUUCGCAGACUAGCAAGCCGCGCCUCACGACACACCGUAUCCUCAGAGGUGCCGAAGCCCUAUAAUGAUAUUUUCAAUCCUCUGCCAGAUUCGGAUCUCGACCCACAAUCCUCUAAUUUCAACACUCGGGCUUGGGUGGAAGCGCUCCUUCGAUACGAGAGCGAGCAUGUCGAGUCAGGGCGGCGACGGAAAUCCGGCGUCUGCUUCCGCAAUCUCGAUGUAUAUGGAUUCGGCAUGUCUACCGACUAUCAGAAAAGCGUAGGAAACAGUAUCCUAUCACUCAUGACACAGCGGCGCAAACGAAAAAUCCACAUCCUCCACGGGUUCGAAGGGCUGGUCAAUGCUGGCGAGAUGCUUUUGGUGCUCGGUCCUCCGGGCUCCGGGUGUUCGACUCUGCUAAAGACAAUCUCUGGGCAAAUGGAAGGGUUGUUCUUGGGGGACAAGGUCAUGAUAAACUAUAGAGGUACGUAUGGCAGCGGCUUGGACCCAUUUGCAGGAGACCUUGAAACCACCUACUUACCUAUUUACCUGGUACUAGGCGUAUCCAGCAAAGAGAUGCACACAUACUUUAGAGGAGAGGCUAUUUUCGCCGGUGAGAACGAUGUACAUUUCCCUAGGCUGUCUGUGGGAGACACGCUCUCUUUCGCAGCCCAUUCCAGGGCACCGCGUGAGUUGCCCGCCGGGCUGAAUACAAACGAAUUCUCCGCGCUCAUGCGGGAUGCCAUCAUGGCUAUAUUUGGCAUCUCGCACACGGCAACCACCAUGGUUGGCAAUGACUUUAUCCGGGGUGUCAGUGGCGGUGAACGGAAACGUGUUAGUAUUGCUGAAGUAUCCUUGAGCGAUGCUGCAUUACAAUGCUGGGACAACAGUACACGCGGAUUGGAUAGCGCCAACGCAGUGGAAUUCUGCCGAACACUUCGCACAGCCACCGAGCUUUUGGAGUCUACCGUCCUAGUCUCCCUCUAUCAAGCCCCACAAGAAGCAUAUGAUCUUUUCGACAAGGUUACGGUCCUUUAUGAAGGACGCCAGGUCUUCUUUGGGAACACAUCUGAAGGACGCGCCUAUUUUGAAGAGUUGGGCUUUGAGUGCCCUGAGCGACAGACAACGCCGGACUUCCUCACUUCAAUGACAAGCCCAAAGGAACGCCUCAUUCGGCAAGGUUAUGAAGAUAAAGCCCCACGCACAGCAAUGGAGUUCGAAGAAAGAUGGAAGAACAGUAAGCAGUACCAGCAGCUGAUGCUUCAAAUUGAGGCGUACGAAGGUAAAUUCAGCCUCGGAGGCGAAUUUCUAGACGAGUUCAAGGCAUCCCGCAGGGCGCAACAGGCAAGCAGCCAAAGAGUCAAAUCCCCAUAUACGCUAUCGUACAUACAGCAGACAUCUCUGUGCCUUUGGCGCGGAUGGAAGCGUCUCCUUGCAGAUCCUUCGUUAGCCUACAUCCAACUCGGAGGCAAUUCCAUUAUGGCUCUAGUCUUAGGCAGCAUUUUCUUCAAUCUGCACAACGACACAAACAGCUUCUACGGACGAGGAGGGUUGAUAUUCUUUGCUCUACUAUUGAGUGCCUUUGCUAGUGUCCUCGAGAUAUUAACACUCUACGAGCAACGGCCAAUUAUAGAGAAACAUAAUCGAUUUGCUCUCUACCACCCAUCUGCUGAGGCUGUGGCCAGCAUGUUGACUGACAUUCCAUACAAAGUGCUCAACACGUUCUGCUUCAAUCUCACACUCUAUCUCAUGGCAAACCUUCGGCGAGAAGCCGGACCCAUAUUCUUUUUCCUUUUUGUUGCUUUCCUUAGCACUAUGGUGACAUCUAGCCUGUUCCGAACAAUUGCAUCCGUCUCACGUACCAUGUCGCAGGCCAUGGUACCAGCCGCAUUACUCGUCCUGGGUCUGAUCAUGUACACUGGCUUCACCAUGCCAACCAUGUACAUGCCUGGGUGGUCGCGGUGGAUGGCCUAUAUUAAUCCGCUUAGUUACGCCUUUGAGUCUUUAAUGAUCAACGAGUUCCAUGGCCGCGAUUUCUCGUGCUCGGUCAUCAUCCCUUCGGGGUUAGACUACAGCGCUAUCGGCAUCAAUAAUCAGGCCUGUGCGGAGGUCGGAAACAGACUCGGCUCGACAACAAUCCAAGGAGAUAUAUACAUCAACGACAAGUUCCAAUAUUACCAUUCGAACAAAUGGCGUAACGUGGGAAUCCUAAUCGCGUUCUGGGUUAUCCUCACGAUUGUUUAUCUAGGCGCGACGGAGCUGCUUAGCAUGGCUCAGAGCAAAGGAGAGGUCCUCAUUUUCCGCCGCAGCCAUUUUGUCAAAAGGAAAUCCACCCACCGACUGGCCGAAGCCGACGACGAAGAGGCCCUCGGGGCCGAAAUGAUCUCGAUGACGCAGUCAGUCACCACAGACGAGACACAAGCUCCCACCGGCAAAGGCCAAAUCUUCCAAUGGGAAGAUGUGUGCUACGAUAUCAAAAACAAAGGAGAGAUCCGACGUAUCCUGGACCACGUUGAUGGAUGGGUUCAACCUGGAACCUUGACCGUCUUGAUGGGGGUUUCUGGCGCUGGUAAAACAACUCUCCUCAAUGUCCUCGCCAACCGCACCACUACCGGCGUUGUAACUGGCACCAUGCUUGUUGACGCUAUGCCCACAGAUGAGUCCUUCCAGCGCAAAACAGGAUAUGUACAGCAGCAGGAUGUUCAUCUUUCAACCUGCAGCGUGCGCGAGUCGUUAGAGUUCAGCGCACUUCUCCGUCAACCGGCAAACGUGUCACGGGAGGAGAAACUCGCUUACGUCGACGAAGUGAUCAGGCUCCUUGAGAUGGAAGAUUAUGCGAAUGCCAUUGUCGGCAUUCCAGGUGAAGGAUUGAACAUCGAGCAGCGCAGACGUCUCACCAUAGGCAUCGAGCUGGCUGCGAAGCCCGAGUUACUCCUAUUUCUGGACGAACCAACCUCUGGACUCGACUCGCAGACCUCCUGGGCGAUUUGCCAGCUGCUAAAGCGACUUGCACGUAGUGGCCAGGCAAUCCUGUGCACUAUUCACCAGCCGUCUGCUAUGUUAUUCCAGGAAUUCGACAGAUUGCUGCUUCUCGCGAAAGGUGGCAAAACCGUGUACUUUGGAGAAAUUGGCCAGAAUUCCACCACCCUAACCCAGUAUCUAGAGCGCAAUGGAGCAAGCAAGUGCCCUCCCGGUGCCAAUCCAGCCGAGUGGAUGUUAACCGUUAUCGGUGCGGCACCCGGAUCCCAAACUACCCUUGACUGGCCGAAGGUUUGGCGAAACUCGCAGGAAUAUCAGGGUGUCAAGGCAAAAUUGCAAGAAAUCCGAACUUCAAAGGCUGCAGCGGGGGGUGAUCUGCAAACACAGCCUUCCGGUCAGAUCAACAACGGCUCAUAUGCAGCACCUAUGACACAGCAAUGGUGGUUGGUUCAGAAGCGUAUUGCGGCACAAUACUGGCGAACACCCUCCUAUAUCUAUUCCAAAAUCGCGCUCACGGUGGCUUCGGCUCUAUUUAUCGGCUUUAGCUUUUAUCAUGCGCGGAAUACCAUCCAAGGGCUCCAGAACCAGAUGUACGCUGUGAUGAUGUUAUUGAGUAUGUUCGGACAACUCAGCGAGCAGAUUAUGCCUCAGUUUAUCAACCAGCGGGAGGUAUACGAAGCACGCGAGAGUGCAUCCAAGAUAUAUGAUUGGAAAGUCUUUAUGCUGAGCAAUCUCCUGAUUGAAAUGUUCUGGAACACAUGUAUGGCCUUGGCUGCCUACUUAUGUUGGUACUAUCCCAUCGGACUUUAUCAGAACGCCGAUCUCACGCACGAUGUCGCAUCACGCGGGGGUCUAACAUUCCUGUUUAUCUGGGCCUUUAUGAUGUUCACCAGUACAUCUACGCACAUCCUGGUUGCCGGGAUUGACAGUGCUGACUCGGCUGGGAGUGUUGGCAACAUCUGCUAUAUGCUCUGUAUCUCUUUUUGUGGUAUCCUCGUGAAGAAGGUUUCCCUACCUGGAUUCUGGACAUUCAUGUACUACGUCUCUCCGUUCACGUGGCUCGCCUCCGGUCUUCUCUCUACUGGUGUGGCCAAUACAGAGAUCGUCUGUGCAUCGAAUGAAUACGUCAAGUUUCUCCCGACCGCAGGACAGUCGUGUGGGGAGUACAUGGCCUCCUACAUCUCUUCGUCUGGCGGAUACUUGGUCGAUAUGGGUAACACCGAGCACUGUGAGUUUUGCCAACUGAGCAAUACGAAUGAGUAUCUCAGCACGGUCAACAUUCGGUACGAGGAUCGUUGGAGGAAUUUUGGCAUUGUCCUGGUAUAUAUUGUCUUUAAUGCUGUGGGCGCUUUGGGCGUGUAUUGGCUGGUUCGGGUGCGGAAGCGCGGAGGGAGCUUGGAGAAGCAAAAGGGAGAAAAAAAGGCAUGA